AUGGAACAGGGCGGAGUGGUAUACGUUUUGUGGUCCGAUGUGUUCUCCCCGGAUAGCAAGGUCGCCCAUUUCAACCGUGUCGUCGACAGAAUCAAAAGCGAUCCAAAAUGCAUUGAAAUGCUAGGAGACCCAAAGAAAAUUUCCGCGCAUGGGGAGGAGACGAACAACAAGUGGCGGCGGGCUCGGCCGAUCGCGUACGUUCCCGGUGUUUCGGAAGAUGUCGAAGGGCCCCUCAACAAGGGCGUUGUUUACCUGCACAUGAUCAAGACGCCAAGCUCUGGCGAGUUUGAGUACAAAUACCUUUACAUUGAUGUAAGGGGCCAACAAAGAUAUUACCUGGAGAACGCGGAUACUGCGACAGGUUCCGGGAAGAAGGGUGUCAGGUUCCUCGGAAUUAACUGGGGCUAA
Colletotrichum spaethianum is the source of this 408-nucleotide messenger RNA. Its product is annotated as mitochondrial import inner membrane translocase subunit tim21. The coding region runs from base 1 to 408 and encodes 135 amino acids. The transcript has 2 exons. The record is from RefSeq and is a predicted model, not a curated record. NCBI's taxonomy places the organism in Eukaryota, Fungi, Ascomycota, Sordariomycetes, Glomerellales, Glomerellaceae. Gene Ontology annotation, biological process: protein import into mitochondrial matrix. Gene Ontology annotation, cellular component: TIM23 mitochondrial import inner membrane translocase complex.